AUGGCCCAGCAUCAGCCGGCUUUACAGGCCCACAAGAGCAACGACUCCCAGCCCAGCCCGGGCUCUCGAGGAAGACGUGGAAAAACUCAUCGAACGACCAAAAACACUGAGGGAACCUCAGAGGAGCUGAUUCUGAUUCUUGCUGUUCCAAGCGGACGAGCUCACACACACACCUGUCAGUCGACACACCUGCCCUGCACUCGAGAAGCUGCGCUCUACGUCUCCAGGCUCCUGGCUGCCAUCCAGAUGUCGCCGUGCGUGACCUCCCACCUCUGCCUGCUGGUCCUGCCAGUGAUGUCGCUGCUGCUGGCCUUCUCUCCUUUCGGCUGGAGCUACGAUGGCCUCACCCCAGGGUGUCACCUGCACCCCUUCAACGUGACCAUCCGCAGCGACCGUCGUGGCACGUGCAAAGGCACCCACCUGGUCUACGCCUGCGUGGGCUACUGCGAGUCCAGCGCCUUCCCGUCCAGAUACUCCGUGCUGGUGGCCUCCAACUUCACCCACAACAUCACCUCAGCCUCACGGUGCUGCACCAUCAGCAAGGACGCCAAGGUCAAAGUUCGCCUGGACUGCCCUCGAGGCCGUCACCACGACGAAAUCGAGAUCCUGACGGCGAAGGCGUGUCGCUGCGACAUGUGCCGCAAGUCCCGCUACUGA
Molecule: messenger RNA, 657 nt
Organism: Chelmon rostratus (copperband butterflyfish)
Lineage: Eukaryota; Metazoa; Chordata; Actinopteri; Chaetodontiformes; Chaetodontidae
Gene: gpha2
Product: glycoprotein hormone subunit alpha 2
Exons: 5
Coding region: 1-657 (218 amino acids)
Biological process (GO): cell surface receptor signaling pathway
Cellular component (GO): extracellular region
Molecular function (GO): hormone activity; hormone receptor binding
Source: RefSeq, a predicted model, not a curated record